Molecule: messenger RNA, 3540 nt
Organism: Myripristis murdjan (pinecone soldierfish)
Lineage: Eukaryota; Metazoa; Chordata; Actinopteri; Holocentriformes; Holocentridae
Product: serine/arginine-rich splicing factor 11
Exons: 11
Coding region: 1762-2826 (354 amino acids)
Cellular component (GO): nucleoplasm
Molecular function (GO): RNA binding
Source: RefSeq, a predicted model, not a curated record
UUUUGUUCUUGUAUCACUCACUCUAUGAACAUAAAACACAAUAUGUAGGUGUAUUUUGAUAGAGUUACAAACACUGUGAAUUGUUUUGACCAAGCUAGCUAAGCUUUUCAGUGCCUGGCAGUUCUAGGUUAGGGAAAUGUACAUUUGUGCCCAUGUCUUACAAUCUAGCCUUUUUUUGUAAACUUCUCUCUCUGUUAUUUGUGUUGUGGUUUUCAUAGUGGACAAGUCAUUUGCAGAGAGCCCAUUCCUUGCUGGCUGAAAGUGGUCCUCUGCUGCCAUCAGGAGAUUAGAAAAAUUAAUGGCACCAGGCUCGCAAGCCCCUUCUCACUCUUAUUCUGCAGUAAAAUAUUAACUCUUUUUUUCUCUCUGUUCAAGGCAUUUUUUCAUUAAAACACACUAGCCACACAACUCUUAAGCAAAAUGGGGAAGGGGGUGCAGGGCCAUCUCUGUCCCUCAUUUCUGAUAUAAAGGCUUUGAAAGAAUUUUCCAAAUAUGAUUUGUUUCAAUCAGUAGGCAUGCACAGACACAAAGCAUGCAAGGGAAAUUAGCUAAUUAGUUAUGCAUGCUAAAAAACAAAAAUUGAAGGUCUGUAUCAUCAACAUUUAGUAAUUUUCAGCAGAUGCUCUGGAAAUUUAUCAACCCACAAUUUGGCUAUUAAUCUUGAUAAAAAUCUUGUGCUUAGCUUCCUUUGGCUUGUAUUUGCUCCAUGUGCCAAAGCCUUAUAUUGUUUUUGUACAUUGUGCAUCUCCAUUCCCAAAUUUGUACUAACAUACUGGAGGUAAAAGUAGUCUUAAGCCUCUGCUUGAUGUUGCAGUGAAAUGCUUAUAUUAUUGACCCUCUCCACACAUGACUCUGAAAGGGUUGAGUGAAUCUCACGUUUAACGGUGGUGUUUCUUUUGUUGUUGUGUUUUACAGUUCUUUUUCCUGGUUCAGCCAGCCCUAUAUACCAGGCCCUGCUGAAAAUGCCACCCAACAGUUUUGUCUUCUGCAGCCUUAUCCUGUUUCUCAAGUGUCCUUUCUGUCUGGUGUGUGUGUGUGUGCGCGCGCAUAUGUGUGUGAUUGUGUGUGUGUGUCUCUCUCUCUUCGUGAAAAUGAAAAUUGUCACAUUCGAAAAUAGCCUGUUUUCAGAUUGCACAACCAUGGAUCAUGAUCUCCAUAAGAUUUUCCCUUAGAUUUUUUUUUUCUUUACUGUUCUAUGUUUUGUUUCUCUUCAGCUUUGGGCACAUUGUUCAUGAUUCUAUCGGGGUUUUUGCUGGCAAUAGCCCUUACUUGAUAGAACCUUUUUCAGUGUAAUAUAGCCUCAACUUUGUUUGCUGUUUUGGCGAGUUACUGUUGGCUAAAAUCGAGCAGUACUGUAUCUGGUGAGCACUGUAUAUGGUUGCCAUGUAAGUGUCAUGGUGGUUGUGUAGAAAGUAGCCACCAGCAAAAGCCCAGACAAGGGCAUAUGAUUUGAACCAUUUCUGUUAUUGUAUUGGUAAUGGUAAGUAAUGAACCAUAAGUGAUGAAUUGUACCCUUCUGUCUACACCCAAAUCAUGAACUUUGUUUUCUGUAUCUCAAUGUUUUUUGUGUGCUUUAUAGCGAAGCAGCCGGCGCGAGUCGCUUGUUCAUAAAACAUCUAAUGAAAGUUGAGAGCACAUCCCACUGGACAACCGACUGUGCUUGCUUACGUUUGGUUCAUGACUUAAAAAACAAGUACAGGAGUUAUUCCUGAUGAAUCUAAAGCUCUGUCGCUGCUGGCUCCAGCCAAUGCCGUGGCAGGAAUGAUGCCUGGGGGAGGCCUUCUACCCACACCAAAUCCUUUGGCAUCAAUGGGAGGGGCACCAUUCGGAGGUCUUGGAGGUCCUAACAUGGAGCAAAUAGCCAUGGGGAUGCCUGGACCUAACAUGAACCCCCAGGCUCUUUCUGCUGACUUCCUGAAGCUCAUGCAGUCGAUGGACCCCAAGUUGAAUCCUAUGGCAGCUGGACUGAACUUAAACCCAGGGUUGAAAGCUGAUGCCUCCAAUAAGGAGAUUGAGGAGGCCAUGAAGAGAGUUCGAGAAGCCCAGUCCCUCAUAUCUGCAGCCAUAGAGCCAGGAAAUAAAAAAGAUGAAAAGCGCAAACAUUCCCGCUCUCGCUCCCGGUCACGGUCACGACGCAGGAGGUCCAGGUCUCGUUCAAAACACAGACGAUCAAAGAGCCGUUCUCGGCGGAGGUCCCACUCGAGGAGCAGGAGGAGGUCCAAGAGCCCACGAAGGAGGAGGUCUCACUCCCGAGAUAGAAGCCGCCGAAGUAGAUCCAGGGACAGAAGGAAGGAGGAGAAGUCUAAGAAACGGUCUAAGACGCCCCCCAAGAGCUACAGUAGCGCCCGCAGGUCUCGGAGUAUUAGCCGGAGACGCAGGCGAAGCCGCAGUGCAUCUCGGUCCCCAAAGAGGAGGCUUUCCAGAUCGCCAUCACCCAGACGCCACAAGAAAGAGAAAAAGAAGGACAAGGAUCGGGAGAAGGACCGCGACAGAGACAGGAGGGAGGACCGGGACAGGAGCAGAGAUGAAAGAGAACGUUCCACUAGUAAGAAGAAGAAGAGCAAAGACAAAGAGAGAGAUCGGGAUCGCAAGUCUGAUAGCGAGAAAGGAGAUGUCAAGGUGACCAGGGAUUAUGACGAGGAGGAGCAGGGUUACGACAGCGAGAAGGAGGGAGAGGAGGAGGAGGAUGACAGGAAGAGUGACUCGGACUCCGCCUCGUCCCCCAAAGCCCCCGAGGAGCUGGAGAGAGCCGAGGGAGCGAUGCCUAAGAAGUCCAAACUAAAUGGAGACGAUCAUCACCAGGAGGACAUGGAGAUGAGCGACUAACAAUAUCUGCAGCUUUCCUGCUUUGUUUUGUUGUUGUUUUCCUUUUUUUAAAAAAAAAAACAUAGGCCACAAAACAGUUGUGCCUGAUCACUGAAAGUUUAAAAGGUGAUUUAUAGUCUUUGGGGGGAGGGUGGGGUGGGGUACAAGUGUUUUGCAUUUUAGAUUCUCUCAAAAGACAGACGGGAUAAUCAGAUUAUCUCUGUAUUGGACAGAGUGUCUAGUCAGCAUGUGUAGGAAAAUUGUCACAAUUUUUUGUAAAGAAAACAGUGAGGAAAAAGAGAAAAAUAUUAAUAUUAGACAUGGUUUUAAAUUGUCAAAAUGCUGUAUUUUUAAAACCCUACUGAUUUUUUUUUUCUCCCAUUUAAGUUUCCAUUUGUCUUUAAAAACUUUUGGUCUUCCUGCCAGUAGAAUAUACAACAGUUUCCACUAUAAUGCAGUUUCUAUAUACCAGACAGGAUUUGGUCCCUUGCCCAUUCUGACUGUCAUGUAACACUGAACAUCAGCACCAUGUUCCAUUUGGUGCAGUGCAGCUUUUAUUUGUUUGCUCUGUUGGAGACAUAACCAAUUUGCUUUAACUGUAUUGCACUCAGUCCUGCUCCAUCUGUCCCAUCCUUUUCACCACCCCCAUGUAAGUGUACACUGUAGAUCCAAACGUGUUGCUGUAAUACAUUGUAAUAUUUUACAACAAAGUAAUAAAAUUUGGGUUAAACUGUU